AUGUUUCUAUUCACAUCACAAAAACGGUUCGGCCGGCUGAUUCUCUAUGCGCUGGGGGUGCUCGGGAUCAUCCUCAUUCUAUGGCAGUUGCCCUAUGCUCGGCCCACCGUGCGGAUAGGAGCUAGAAGCGCCCGGUCUCAGCUCGAGGAUAUCAGGAACGAGACUUUGGGGGUCCAGAAAAUAUUCGCGAUCAAUCUGCCUAGCAGGGUUGACAAGCGCGACAACCUUGUCCUUGGCUCUUCAGUCAGUGGGUUUAACAUCGACUGGGUUAACGGCAUUACUCCCGACGAGGUUGACCCCAGGACUUACCCUUAUAACUGGAACUAUGACCACAAACCUACCGAGUAUGGAGCUCGACGGGCUCAUGUGAAUGCCAUGCAACGAAUUGUUCAUGAAAGAUUAGGAAGUGCCAUGAUCAUGGAGGAUGAUGUCGACUGGGACGUAAACCUCAAGACCCAGCUACAAAGUUUUGCUCUCGGCGUACGGGCUCUCCAGGGUGCGGAUAACAAGUUGACCGCUUCACCGUACGGUGACGACUGGGACAUCAUCUGGCUUGGUCACUGUGGAGUGUCAUGUCGAGAAAACGAUCCAUAUUACGUGAGCUCGAAUGAUACAACCGUCCUCCCGCCACAUCACUUCCUGCCCUACUGGCGCGAUCCACCCUCAUUCGGGGUACCAGACUAUAGCCGUCUAACCUGCGCCGUCGACGAUGCAGUUUGCUCGAUUGUCUAUGCUGUGACCUACCGUGGUGCUCAGAAAAUCCUGGCCGCUCUUUCCGUGAACCCGACAGGUCUCGCCGAUAAAAUCGACAUUGGUGCUCAGUUCGACGUAUCGCUCGGUCGCAUGUGCGGCAAUGGCUAUCUCCGGUGCUUUGCAGUCUACCCAUCCUUAACAGGUGGAUAUCAUCCCGCUGGACCCUCCUCGAAGGAAUCUGAUAUCCACGGCGGGAAUGAGGACGUCCAUCCCAUAUCCAGUCACGGGGUUAUGUACAGUACGAUGCUGAACAUCAACCGCAUACUGGCUGGAGAGGAUACGGUUGUUUCCAAUUGGGAUGACGCCCCUGUUCCAGUGAUUAAUCCGGCGAAUGUUUCAAUGACUCGGGGAUCAAUGAUCAUUUCUGCAGAGAACGGCGAGUAUAGCCCUUCAAAUAUCAACCCGUAAUCAGAGGGAAACAUAUGCCGGCAGUUCCGAAAACCUUGCUCAAUAUUGUAUAUAGACUUGCUUUCCUUUAGAAGAUACCUACAAUAAUCACAUUUGAC
This is a messenger RNA of Aspergillus costaricaensis CBS 115574, 1259 nucleotides long. RefSeq names its product LPS glycosyltransferase. The coding region runs from base 1 to 1161 and encodes 386 amino acids. NCBI's taxonomy places the organism in Eukaryota, Fungi, Ascomycota, Eurotiomycetes, Eurotiales, Aspergillaceae. The record is from RefSeq and is a predicted model, not a curated record. The transcript is spliced from 4 exons.